CGGCUGCUGACGUGUCGGGGGCGGGGCGAGGGGCGGGGCCUCCGCGAGGGGCGGGGCGAUGGCGGCGGCGGAGGCGGCAGGCGCGGCGCGGCGCAGGCCCCGCGGGCGGCCCGGUGGCGGCGGCGGCGGCGACCCCCCGGCCCCCGCGGCCGGUGCCGCCGCGGCCCCGGCAGCGGCCCCGGGCCUGGCCCGCCGCCUCCUGGGCUUCGAGCCGCGCGAGCUGACCCGCUGGCACCGCUUCGUCCGCCUGCUGCACCGGCCCGCCGACCCCGCCGCCCUCGGCGCCUUCCGCUGCGCCUUCGGGCUGCUGAUGGCGCUGGACAUCCCCCAGGAGCGGGGGCUGGGGCACCUGGACCAGCGCUUCCUGGACGGCCUGGAGGUCUGCCGCUUCCCGCUGCUGCCCUUCCUGGCGCCGCUGCCCCUCGACUGGAUGUACCUGCUCUACGCCGUCAUGUUCCUCGGCGCCCUGGGCAUCAUGGCCGGGUGCUGCUACCGCCUGAGCUGCCUGGCCUUCCUGGGCCCCUACUGGUACGUCUUCCUGCUCGACAAGACCUCCUGGAACAACCACUCCUACCUCUACGGGCUCCUGGCCUUCCAGCUGGCGCUGGUGGGCGCCGACCGCUACGGCUCCGUGGACGGGCUCUUCCGGCCGCGCAAGAGGAACGCUCACGUGCCGCUGUGGAACUACACGUUGCUGCGCAUGCAGAUCUUCAUCGUCUACUUCAUCGCCGGGCUGAAGAAGCUGGACGCCGACUGGGUGGGCGGCUACUCCAUGGGCUCCCUCUCCCGCCACUGGCUCUUCGCCCCCUUCAAGCUGGUGCUGUCGGAGGAGGCGACGAGCUUGCUGGUGGUGCACGGCGGCGGGCUGCUGCUCGACCUCUCGGCCGGCUUCCUGCUCUUCUUCGACGCCAGCCGCCCCGUGGCCCUCAUCUUCGUCACCUACUUCCACUGCAUGAACUCGCAGCUCUUCAGCAUCGGGAUGUUCCCCUACACGAUGCUGGCCAGCAGCGGGCUCUUCUGCGAGGCGAGCUGGCCGCGGCGGCUCUGCGCCCGCUGUCCCGGCUGGCUGCGGCGGGCGCUGCCCAGCACGGCACCGCCGGGCCCCAGCGCCGACUGCGCCUACGGCGGGCGCCGGGCCGGGCGCCCGGGGUGCCGCCAGCACCUCGCCGCCCUCUUCACCCUCCUCUACGUGCUGGAGCAGUUCUUCCUGCCCUACUCGCACUUCAUCACCCAGGGCUACAAUAACUGGACCAACGGGCUCUACGGCUACUCCUGGGACAUGAUGGUCCACUCCCGCUUCCACCAGCAUGUGAAGAUCACCUACCGCGACGGGCUCACCGGCGAGGUGGGCUACCUCAAGCCGGGGGUGUUCACGCAGAGCCGCCGCUGGAAGGACCACGCGGACAUGCUGAAGCAGUACUCGGCCUGCCUGAGCCGCCUGCUGCCCCGCUACAACGUCUCGCAGCCCCAGAUCUACUUCGACGUCUGGGUCUCCAUCAACGACCGCUUCCAGCAGCGGCUGGUGGACCCGCGGGUGGACGUGGUGCAGGCCGAGUGGUCGCCCUGGCGCCCCACGCCGUGGCUGCUGCCGCUGCUGCUGGAGCUGUCGCCGUGGCGGGCCCGGCUGCAGGCCCUGGAGAGCAGCUUGGACAACCACACCGAGGUGGUCUUCAUCGCCGACUUCCCAGGUUUGCACCUGGAGAACUUCGUGAGCGAGGACCUGGGCAACACCAGCCUGCAGGUGCUGCGGGGCGAGGUGACGGUGGAGCUGGUGGAGCAGGGCAGCAACCGCACGCUGCGGGAGGGCGAGGGGCUGCAGGUGCCGGCCGGGCAGUACCACAAGGUGCACACGGUCUCGCCGGAGCCCUCGUGCUACAUGUACGUCUACGUCAACACCACGGCCUUGGCGCUGGAGAAGAACCUCACGCGGCUGCAGGAGCUGCGGGAGCGGGUGCAGAACGGCAGCGAGACGGAGCCGCUGCCCCCCGAGCUGCGGCCCAUCGUGGGCGAGCCGCUGGCCGAGGGGGCCCAGGCCGACCCGGUGGUGCGGGCCUUCCUGCGGCGCCAGCAGCGCCUGGAGGAGCUGGGCCGCCGGCGCGACCGGAGCCUGGCGCAGCGCUUCCACCGCUUCCUCACCAAAAAAUACUACCUCUUCCGGCGCAGCGCUCUGAUGACCUUCAUCUCCCUGCGCAACCUGGUGCUGGGCCGGCCGCCGCUGGAGCAGCUGGCGGAGGAGGUGGCUUUCGCCAACCUGCGCGGCCCCGAGGAGAGCGCCCACCCCGGCAGCGGGGACCCCGGGGGGGCCGAGCAGCGCCCCGAGCUCUGAGCCCCCCCCCACGACCACCGCAGUGCCCUGGAGGGGGGCGUCAGGGCCCCCCCUCCAAAAUAAACUCUUUUUUAUGCCCUCCC
Dromaius novaehollandiae (emu) is the source of this 2409-nucleotide messenger RNA. It is a transcript of the gene GGCX, whose product is annotated as gamma-glutamyl carboxylase. The record is from RefSeq and is a predicted model, not a curated record. The transcript has 15 exons. The coding region runs from base 59 to 2326 and encodes 755 amino acids. Gene Ontology annotation, biological process: peptidyl-glutamic acid carboxylation. Gene Ontology annotation, molecular function: gamma-glutamyl carboxylase activity; vitamin binding. NCBI's taxonomy places the organism in Eukaryota, Metazoa, Chordata, Aves, Casuariiformes, Dromaiidae.